Acanthosepion pharaonis is the source of this 681-nucleotide messenger RNA. NCBI's taxonomy places the organism in Eukaryota, Metazoa, Mollusca, Cephalopoda, Sepiida, Sepiidae. The record is from the annotation of a GenBank genome assembly.
AUGCGUAGUUUUCUAAUUAUUUCCCUCAUAUUUCCCCAUCUUUUCUUUAUUUUUUCCAUUUGUCUUUCUUUAUUCUUUCUUUAUUCUUUUCUUUCUUUCUUUCUUUCUUUCUUUCUUUCUUUCUUCAGAAUCUUUUUUCCUUCAAACUUAUUAUUCUUUCUUUAUUUUUAUUUGCGUCUAAUGCUUUGUUUUCUAUUUAUUACUCUGAUUUUCCCCGCCUUUCUUUUUCUUUCUCUUUCUUUCUUUCUUUCUUUCUUUCUUCAGGAUCUGUUUUCCUUAAAAGGUAUCAUUCUUUUUUUUUUUUCUUUUUUUUCGGCUAAUGCUUUGUUUUCUAUUUAUUUCCAUUUUUCCCUUCUUUUAAAAUUUUUUUUUCUUUUUUUUCUUUUCUUUUUUCUUUCUUUCUUUCUUUCUUUCUUUCUUUCUUUCUUUCUUUCUUCAGAAUCUGUUUUCCUUAAAGCGUAUCAUUCCUUCUUUAUUUUUAUUUUCGUCGAAUGCUUUGUUUUCUAUUUAUGUUUCCCCCCCCUAUCUUUUCUUUCUUUCUUUCUUCAUCUUUUCUUUCUUUCUUCAUCUUUUCUUUCUUUCUUCAUCUUUUCUUUCUUUCUUCAUCUUUUUUUUCUUUCUUUAUUUUUUCUUUCUUUCUUUUAUUUUCAUGAAACUUGGGCAAAAGAUUCCAAAAGGUAA